AUGUCUAGUGAAUUGAUGUUCAUUGGGACAGUACUAACUGCACUUGUCGCAUGUCAUAGCGUGAUUUGUUCUGCUGCCAAGGAUGUUUCCUUUGAUGAAAACUACGCUGUCAUCAACGGCUAUGAUCAGGUUAAGUUCCUCAACCAAGAGAAAUCCGAACUUCAGCUUUCACUGGAUCGAAAUUCUGGUGCUGGCUUUGGUUCCAAGGUGAAGUAUGGAUCUGGGUUCUUUCAGAUAAGCCUAAAGCUCCCACCCAAUGAUUCUGCGGGAGUUGUUACCACUUUCUAUCUACAUUCAGGAACGGAUUCACAUGAUGAGUUGGACAUGGAGUUUCUGGGCAACAGAGAAGGCAAACCUAUCGUAUUACAGACCAAUGUGUUUGCCAAUGGAGUUGGAAAUCGAGAACAAAAGAUAACUUUAUGGUUCGACCCGACCGCAAAUUAUCACACCUACAGAAUUCUUUGGAACCCCCAUCAAAUUGUGUUCUUCGUUGAUCAUAUUCCCAUUAGAGUUUACAAGAACAACACAGGGAUUGGGGUGGGUUACCCGACCCAACCAAUGCAAGUAUUGGCAAGCGUAUGGGACGGAGAUGAUUGGGCUACGGAUGGUGGCAAGCUUAAGGUCGAUUGGUCUCACGCGCCAUUCACAGCUAAAUACAAAGGAUUCAAAGUCUAUGGUUGCGGAUCAACGACCAAUGUUGUGGAGGGAUGUUUCUCAUUGAACUCAACAACAUACUGGUGGAACCGAAUGAAGUUCUGGAAGUUAGAGGGAGUUUACGAGAAAUAUUACCAGAAUGUGAUGAAGAAGCAUAUCACCUACAAUUAUUGCACAGAUAAAAUCAGAUAUCCUGUUCCUCCUCCAGAGUGCUCUACCAAUGUAUAGGUGGUC
This is a messenger RNA of Oldenlandia corymbosa var. corymbosa, 888 nucleotides long. NCBI's taxonomy places the organism in Eukaryota, Viridiplantae, Streptophyta, Magnoliopsida, Gentianales, Rubiaceae. The record is from the annotation of a GenBank genome assembly.